Messenger RNA from Penicillium waksmanii, 2337 nucleotides. RefSeq names its product flavodoxin and radical SAM domain protein. Gene Ontology annotation, biological process: wybutosine biosynthetic process. Bases 1 to 2337 code for a protein of 778 amino acids. The record is from RefSeq and is a predicted model, not a curated record. The transcript has 3 exons. Gene Ontology annotation, molecular function: FMN binding; catalytic activity; 4 iron, 4 sulfur cluster binding. NCBI's taxonomy places the organism in Eukaryota, Fungi, Ascomycota, Eurotiomycetes, Eurotiales, Aspergillaceae.
AUGACUGGUGCGCCAGCCAUGACUGACAGCCUUUUGGCUGUCUGGCAUGCCUAUCGCCUGCCCAUCCUCGUCGUCGUGUCCGUCUUCUUCAUCACCCUCCGUGUCUACACUCAAUCCCAGUCGCGAUCCAAGACCGCUACCUCAUCCUCAGUUCCCGUCUCGCCCCGCGGCCAAUCGCCCGAGAAAUCUCAGAAACUCGAUGCCCCCGCAGAAAAACAGAUUGCCCCUCCGACCCCAGCCACAAAGGAAAUUGUCAAGCCCGCGCCCAAGUCGGCGAAGCCUGCAUCGGGGCCUAAGCGCGUGCAAGGGAAGAAGAAGCCAGCAAAGACCAUCGGCGGCCGCCGUCCAUCCGACGAAAAUAAUGACAAUGGCCCGCCGGUGUCUUUCAUCCAGCCUAUCGUCUUCUUCGCCUCAUUGACCACCACCACCGAGCGAUAUGCCAAUGUUCUUCUGGAAGAUCUACGCAUUGCCGCUGAAAAGCAGGCUGGCUCGGAGAACCGCGAACAAGGCAUUCUUCCCCCGCAACUCCAUGACAUCUCGUACAUCGACUUUGACGAUUUCUUCACCACCGUCCCGGAGUCGUCCUCCCCCGAUACCCGCUACGUUUACUCACCUUCUUGGGUCACCUGGAUGAAACCCACAAUGACUUCCGAAUCGACACGGCCCCCCCUUGCUAACUUGGCGGGCUACUCGGUCUUCGGUUUUGGAGACAAGGAAGAAUGGCCAACCGAAGAGCAGGGAUUCUGCUCGCAGGCCAAGGAAGUCGAUCGCUGGAUGGCCAAACUGACUGGUCGCAAGCGUGUGUAUCCAUUGGGUAUGGGUGAUGUCAAGAGCGAUGCUGAAAAUGCCCUGAAGGACUGGACCGAAGGUCUGCUGGAUAUCUUUGGAGACAUUCUGAAGUACGGAGGACUUGGCGAGGGUGUUCGUGGCAGCGGUGAUGCGAUGGAGAGUGACGAGGAAGAUGUGGAGGACGAGGACGAGUCACAAGUUGGAAAGAAGAAGUCCUCAACCAUGGUCGAUCUUGAAGAUAUCAAGAUGAAUGGUGAUUCCGCCGCGCCACUCCCUGUUGACUUUACCACCGUUGGAAAAGCCGUCACCAUCACAGACACCGCCAAAGAGAUGGUCCCCAAGACCUCUCCGACCUACACCGCUCUGACCAAGCAAGGAUACUCUAUUGUUGGCUCGCACUCCGGUGUGAAGAUCUGUCGCUGGACCAAGUCUGCUCUGCGUGGCCGCGGUUCAUGCUACAAAUACUCGUUUUACGGUAUCAAGUCUCACCUGUGUAUGGAAGCCACGCCUUCACUCUCUUGCAGUAACAAGUGCAUUUUCUGCUGGCGUCACGGCACAAAUCCUGUUGGAACCACAUGGCGUUGGAAGGUGGACGAACCCGAGCUGAUCUUCAACGGUGUGAAGGAGGGCCAUUAUAAGAAGAUUAAGAUGCUGCGCGGUGUUCCUGGUGUUCGUGCGGAGCGCUUUGCCGAGGCGAUGCGCAUCCGACACUGCGCCCUGAGUCUUGUCGGUGAACCCAUCUUCUAUCCCCACAUCAACCGCUUCCUUGAAAUGCUGCACAAUGAGCGCAUCUCCAGUUUCCUUGUCUGCAAUGCCCAGCACCCCGACCAGCUGGAGGCACUGUACCGUGUCACCCAGCUUUACGUCUCGAUCGACGCCAGCAACCGCGAGAGUCUGCGCAAGAUCGAUCGCCCCCUGCACCGCGACUUUUGGGAGCGAUUCCAACGCUGCAUGGAUAUUCUCCGCGAAAAGCGAAGCUACCAGCGCACUGUUUUCCGACUUACCUUGGUCAAUGGAUUCAACGUUGAUGACGAAGUGCAGGGAUACGCGAACCUGGUUGAGAAAGCUCUGCCGGGCCUGGUCGAGAUCAAGGGUGUCACAUUUUGCGGAACCAGCACCAGCGCCGGAGCCGGCCUGACGAUGAAGAACGUGCCUUUCUAUGAAGAGGUCGCCGCCUUCUGCGUUGCGCUUAACGCGGAGCUAGAGCGCCGAGGUCUGCAAUACGGCAUUGCUGCGGAGCAUGCACACAGUUGCUGUAUCCUGAUCGCAUCGGACAGAUUCAAGGUAAACGGCAAGUGGCACACCCGCAUUGACUACCAGCGCUUCUUCGAACUGCUGGAGCGAGAGAAGGCCGACGGCACCCCUUUCAUCCCAGAGGACUACAUGAUGGAGACUGAGGAGUGGGCAUAUUUCGGCAAAGGCGGAUUCAACCCCGAUGAUGAACGGUGGUUCCGCAAGAACGCCAAGCCUAGGCCGACCCAUCUUAUCCCCGCCGAAGCCCAAGCCCAAGUCGAUGCCCACGUCCAGGCCCAGGCCCAGGACUCAUGA